Messenger RNA from Linum trigynum, 1639 nucleotides. The record is from the annotation of a GenBank genome assembly. Lineage: Eukaryota; Viridiplantae; Streptophyta; Magnoliopsida; Malpighiales; Linaceae.
CUUCUUCUUCCCACUCGAUACUUUCGUCUGACCCUUAUUCUUUUCUCUUUUUCAGACUUUCCAGACAGGGUUCGAAUAAACAAAAGCCAGAAACUCACCUUUAGGGUUUCGUUGUCGGAGAGAGGAGGAGUGUGAAAGCUUCGAUUUAGGGUUUUGUAGUCUGCUUAAACAAGGGAAAAUCAGGCGUGAUGGGGAAGAAAAUGUGUAGGGGGUUUGAACUGGGAAUUGAGAAAGGAGUCAACCACACUGUGUGGCGGGCUCCAUUCCUCCUUCGUCGCCGAUGAAACGAGUGGAGAGGAAGAAAAACGCGAGAGAUGAAGGCGGCACGGGUUUGGUUUGGUUAGAGGUUUGGUGACAUGGAGGGUUUAAAUGACGUGGCGGGUCGGGUCAGUCAAUUUUCGGGUUAAAAGGUGCUGAUUAGGCGAAUCCGUCAGCCACGUCAUCACUUAACGGACGCCGUUAACGGCGUUGGACGACAGCUAACGGAGAGUGACCAUGAAUGAAUGGUUUUUGUAAAGUUAAUGACCAAAAAUGGAUUUAAAUAUUCCAAGUGACCAAACAUGAACGUUUUUUAUAAUCUCAGUGACCAACCAUGCAAUUAACACGCAACAAUAAUGUAGAGAGUUGGAACAACACUAUAUUGGAGGAAAGGGAUUUGGGUCCGAUUAGCAUGUGGGAGGGGACUAGGAAGAACUUUAUGCUCCUAUACGCCCGUAGACAAGAAGAAAUCAACAACUGGCCAAGUCCUUUGACGGAAAAAGUUGAGAAGAAGCUGCGUUCGUGGGAAGAAGAAGCUGUAAAGUGGACAGCUGUUUCAAAUGGAAGGGGUCAGUUCGAAGUGAGGUGGCAUGACAAGCAGGUUGUGGUCAAUUUGAAGGCGAAGAUAUGCACAUGUCGACGAUGGGAGAUAACUGGGAUCCCUUGUCAACAUGCUAUCCAGGCAAUUGGUGUGGGAGCAGAUUGUAUCUAUGAUUAUGUUGCAAAUUGUUACACUAAGGAAACCGCAAAAGCCAUAUAUGAGCAGUCUAUUUCGCCAACCAAUGGUAAGGUCUAUUGGCCACAUUCUGAGUUGGAAGAUUGUGGCAUUCCUCCUAUUCAAAACUCGAAGAAGAGAGGAAGACCAAAGAAACAUAGGAGAAAGAGAUUGGAGGAAGCUGUAGAAGCCAAGAAGAAACAAAAGAAGGGGGGAAGAGAAGCAUCAAAACCGGAAGGGAAGAAAUACAAGUGUAAAGUUUGUGGUGCACUAGGCCACAACAAGGCUUUCCAUGAUCCAGCAAGUAAACAGAAGGCGGAAGAAAGGAAGAAAGAGAAGGCAGAAGCAAAAAGGCAGCAACAACUUGAAAGGGCUAAGCGAAACAGACUUGCUGCAUUGAAGAAGCAGAAAGAGAAAGCUGCAAAGGCUGCUGCUUCUUCAUCGUCUAGACAACCCCCACAUGUGGUUCAACUCAUGCCAGAUGGAAGUACUCGAAGGCCAUCAAGUGAAGGCUCUCAACUCUCACAGAUUGCAAGCCAAGUGACUCAGUAGAACAGCUGUGAAGAGUAGAUUUAGGUCAUGUAGUGGGCAGUUAGGUAGUUGUGAAUGGUUAUUUUGAACUUUUAAGCCUCUAAGGCCUUUUGCAAAUCAAUAUGGAUUUGCCAU